AUGGACUCAGAUGAUGACAUAAGAGUUUUUCUGGAGUCACCACGCACGCAUGAGCUUGUCUCGGAGGCGGACAUAAAGACCAGCAGAGGAAGGAAAAGCAACAAAAGAAAAGAGAAGCUUCCACCAUACAUUCCAUUCAGAAAUAUUUAUGAAGAGACAGACUUCUCAAAACUAACUGAAAGACAGAAGAUUAUGGCAUUGAAAUUUCAAUCGGCUAGCUCUCGCCUCAGUUCAUUGUUCCUUGCAGUUAACGACAUUGCCCAAGCCAACGAUUCAAACGUAUCUUCUAAAAAGAAGAAUCUAAGUAUCAUCCAUAGUUGUCAUUCCAGCAGCAAGUAUUCAAAUGACAAUUGCUCAGAUCACAGUUGCCAAAAUGGGUGUAUUAGGGAUGCCAAGAAGCUCCAGGAGUUUUUGGUGUGGUUGGAGGAUAAAAUUAGCAAAGACAAAAAAAAUAAACAUCAGGCUAUAGUUAAGAAAUUGAAGAGCAUGUUGCUAAAGACCAAAUGUAUCUGUUCAUUGGAAGAUAAUCUCUACGAAAGCGUUUUGAAGAUAAUAAAUUAG
Molecule: messenger RNA, 561 nt
Organism: Vittaforma corneae ATCC 50505
Lineage: Eukaryota; Fungi; Microsporidia; Nosematidae
Exons: 1
Coding region: 1-561 (186 amino acids)
Source: RefSeq, a predicted model, not a curated record